CUGUGCCGCACUGCAGCGGGUUAUGGGCGGGUCAGCGUCCUUUUGUCGCCUAGUAACAGGGAAGGCGGAGGUGUCUGCGGGCUCUAAAUUGCAGUAUUCCCGGAUUCGGUGUUGCUUGAGAUGUUGUGGGACCUUAAUCUUAUGAUAACAAAAAAAUACCACUGGAUCACUUUUCCAAGAACAAAUGCUUUUUAUUGGUGUGUCGGUGGUACAGUUACUGAGCUGCUGGAGCAUUAUAAAGGCCACAGGAACCACUGACAGAAUCUGUUCUCAGAUUUGAAGGAAAUGGCGAGCAGGCAGAGGAAAAACUCAAGAACUGAUGCCAACCCCAUGGCAGAGCCCACAAGUUCUGGUAUUCACUCAUUCCAUACAAACAGGCCUGGCAAGUCUGAUCUCCCAGCCAUUGCUGGAGUUGGUUUAGGAGUUCCAGAUGCAAAACCGCCUAAUGUCGGGUUGGCAUCCAAACCAGUAAAAACCUAUCCCAGCAAUGCCAAGCCUGUCAGGAUUGGAAAGUCUGUUAUCAGCAGAUCGGUGCAGGUAUCUAUUAGUGAAGAAAACGUGUUUCUCUCUCAGAAUGAAGCUUUGCUGAAGGAGAACUUUUUACUCACUGCAGCUCUCAAGGAAAAAGAAGUUACCAUUGUAAAUCUAAGGAAAGUCCUUGAAGAAAAGACACUUCAUUAUACCAAAGAUUUAGAAGCUGAAAUAAACAGUCAUGCGUUAACAAAGGAUCAGCUGGAAGAAAGCCAGAGCUUGGUGCAAAAGAAAGACCAGUUGCUAAAAGAGAGGAUUCUACAUUAUGAAAAAGUAGCCCAGGAAUUGCAAGAUCAGCAUGAAGAGAAAGUGACUUCACUGCAGACACAAAGCCAGCUAGAAAUCAGAAGCCGAGAUGAAAAGAUAAACAAACUGAAACAGCAGAUAUCGGAAUUAUUCAAAGACAAAUCAUGGGAACAUAAACAACAGACGGACGAGUAUCAGAAGGAAGUUAAUCGGCUGGAAGAAGAAGUUCGGUCACUUCACUUGCAGUUAAAAAGAGAGAGCACAUUAGUGAAGGAAUGUGAUCAGUGCAAUAAAUGGAAAUCAGCUGUGGAGGAUACUAAGUUACAGCUAAAACUGAAAAAUAGGACCAUCGAGGAACUCCAAUCGAUGUGCCAGAGGUUCCAGAAGCAGCUCAUAGAACAAGAAAAGUUACAGAAUAUACUGAUAAUGAAGAAGAGCAGCAGCAGCAGCAGCAGCAGCGUGCAGUAAUUGUUCUGCCUUCCUUCAUCCUGGACUUUCUUCAAUUUGAUUUUUUUUUUCAUGUACAAUGAUCGAUUGCUAAGCCUUUUUUAACGUUACUUUACUUUGAUCAGAUCAAUGUACUUUAGGUGAUUCUGACACAUGCUGGGAAAUGCCUACCGUCUCCAGUCCGGUACAUCUGAAGCAAACAAACUCAUAAAAUGUCUUCGCUUUGCAGGUUUUUUUUUUACGAAUAACAGAAUUGUAGUUUAUAAUGAAAGUGGAUAUUUAUCUAUACUGCAUAUGUUAGUAACACAUUUAGGGCAGAGACACAUGCUCAGAUUCGGGGAGAUAAGUCUCCCAGUGACAAAUCUCCUCUUCUUCAAGGCACAAAAUAUAAAAUAUAAUGUUUCUUCACUGAAAUCUGCCAAGCGUGUUUGUGCCAGAGCCAACUCGUAAGAAGAACGAUACUGCUCACUGUAGGGGCUGAAAUUGGCCUGCAGUCUAAUAAGCUUUAUAGAAUAAGAGCUUCGCCUGAUUUACAGGAGUAGACUGUAUCACACUUUAUUGCAGUGCCAGCGUUUGCCUGUGUAGCCCUACAUAAAGCUCUAACUUCAGGUCAAUAAACAGUAGAAUGGCAUUUGGGAAAGGAGUCAUAGCUACUCACAAUUAGCAGUAACACUGCAUCACUGCUCAAUUUUCACCAUCAUUGGUCAUUUGAACGCACUUUUUUACCAGGUGCUGACAAAGCCUUAUAUUCAAACCCUUGGGAAAGUCCCAAAAUGCCAGGGUCUGGGGCAGAAAGUUGUUAUAAUGGUAGCAAGCUGCCCCAAUACUGUAUUACCAGCCUGCAGUUGCACCUUUGCUGGCCUGCUCAUGUCACAAUCCAUAGGGUUUUACCCUUGUUUGCAGUAUGAGCAGGCCAACAUGCAAUGUGGGUUUUGCUUCUAUGUGCAUUUUAAGGGUUGAGGGGUACAAAGCGGUUGUGCCUAGAAGGGGCAAGAAAAGGAAAUCUGGCUUUAUAUACAAUACAUAUUGUUUUUAGCCAACGUGCACAGCAUUUUCAGCAGCUUUCUUAAAGGCGAACUAUCCCUAAAAUGAAAAUGUAAUAUAAGCUUCCACAUACUGAAGUUAGAAACUUUCUAAAUACAAU
Messenger RNA from Xenopus laevis (African clawed frog), 2368 nucleotides. RefSeq names its product coiled-coil domain-containing protein 18. The coding region runs from base 286 to 1245 and encodes 319 amino acids. The record is from RefSeq and is a predicted model, not a curated record. The transcript has 8 exons. Lineage: Eukaryota; Metazoa; Chordata; Amphibia; Anura; Pipidae.